Molecule: messenger RNA, 861 nt
Organism: Penicillium antarcticum
Lineage: Eukaryota; Fungi; Ascomycota; Eurotiomycetes; Eurotiales; Aspergillaceae
Product: putative short chain dehydrogenase
Exons: 3
Coding region: 1-861 (286 amino acids)
Cellular component (GO): intracellular anatomical structure
Molecular function (GO): oxidoreductase activity, acting on NAD(P)H, oxygen as acceptor
Source: RefSeq, a predicted model, not a curated record
AUGUCUGUCACCAUUGAAACUACCGAAGUCCCAACUGCCCCCAUGUCUUCCGAGCCUAUUCUGCUCGGCCAGAAGUCCAGAAUGCCCGAAUUCAGUCUCGCCGGCAAGGUGGUACUGGUCUCUGGUGCUGGCCGUGGUCUUGGAUUGACUCAAGCAGAGGCCCUUUUGGAAGCCGGUGCAAAGGUGUACGCCCUUGACCGUCUCGAGGACCCGGCCCCCGAAUUCAUCCAGAUCCAGCAACGCGCAAAGGAGCUAGGCACCGAGCUGCACUACCGUCGCAUCGACGUACGUGACACAGAGCUCCUCAACAGCGUGAUCGAAACCAUCGCCAACGAAGAAGGCCGCAUGGAUGGUCUCGUCGCUGCCGCGGGUAUCCAACAGGAAACUCCAGCCCUGGAGUACACCGCCAAAGACAGCAACACCAUGUUCGAAGUCAACGUCACAGGCGUGUUCAUGACCUCACAAGCAGUGGCCAAGCAAAUGAUUCGCUUUGGGAACGGAGGUAGUAUCGCCAUGAUCGCCUCUAUGAGUGGCACUAUAGUCAAUCGGGGUCUUAUUUGUCCCGCUUACAACGCUAGCAAGGCGGCCGUCCUCCAGCUUGCUCGUAACCUCGCUGCUGAAUGGGGCCAGUACAACAUUCGCGUCAACACUAUCUCCCCGGGUUACAUCGUCACUUCCAUGGUUGAAAACUUGUUCGUUCAAUUCCCAGAGCGUCGCGACCAGUGGCCUAAGGAGAACAUGCUUGGCCGUCUCUCUCGUCCCGAGGAGUACCGUGGUGCUGCCAUCUUCCUGCUUAGUGACGCUAGCACUUUCAUGACUGGUAGCGACCUGCGCAUGGAUGGCGGCCACGCGGCUUGGUAG